AUGUCUGAUGAGAUCCGCGCUAAAAUCGAACAAGAAAUGAAGGGAAGGGAUUCAGGAAUUGUAACAAUUAAAUUUUCUGCUGAAGAACUUGGAAACCUUAAAGUACGCGAAGAUAUUCACAAUGCCUUCAACGCAGAAAUAAUUGGAAAUGAUCUAUUUAUCAAAUUUGAUUCUGGAGGAAAGGAAGCAAUUCAUUACGAACUUGUAAAUUCGUUUAAAAAUCAAUGCAAGAAUCAAGAAAAAAAUUGGUGGACAAGUUUUAACACUAUAUGUGUAGUCGGAAGUAGAGAGCUCAGACCGGAUUUAGGUGUGUGGUUCCGGAAGCCGACUUUUCCACAAAUGUUUAGGCCUCUCAUUUCUUCAUGCCCACAUCCCAAUGUUUGGAUUGAGGUGUUUUACAAUUACGAAAAAGAUCGUGACCAUGCAUUCGAGAAUAUCAAUUGGCUUCAGGAAAAUACAAUUGGCGUCGAAUUUGUAGCAAUAGCAGUUCCAUAUGGAGUAACCCCUUUUCAUUCGAACCCCGAACCUGAAGCUGGCAUGGCUCAAGCAAUUAGUCAACUUACAAGACCUACCCGUGCACCAUAUAUUUGUCACUGGGAUUCGAAUUAUAAUGAGAUCUGGUACCGAAUGGAAUGGAAUCGGUACAUUGCACUUAGAUGUGGUCUUGUAAUAGAAUUUAAUAUUGUGCUCAACAUUUUGGCUGGAAACUACUAG
This is a messenger RNA of Diversispora eburnea, 714 nucleotides long. Lineage: Eukaryota; Fungi; Glomeromycota; Glomeromycetes; Diversisporales; Diversisporaceae. The record is from the annotation of a GenBank genome assembly.